This is a messenger RNA of Carassius auratus (goldfish), 930 nucleotides long. RefSeq lists its product as uncharacterized. The record is from RefSeq and is a predicted model, not a curated record. NCBI's taxonomy places the organism in Eukaryota, Metazoa, Chordata, Actinopteri, Cypriniformes, Cyprinidae. Gene Ontology annotation, cellular component: axonemal microtubule. The transcript has 4 exons. Gene Ontology annotation, biological process: flagellated sperm motility. Bases 147 to 752 code for a protein of 201 amino acids.
CAUUUGAAUAACAACAACAACAACGAACAACAAUAAUAAUAAUGAUUAUUUACUUGCAAAAAGGCGAUGCUCACUUCCGUUUUGGUGUAUCCAUGGAAACAGAGCUCUAGACGAUCACCUGCGUAAACUGCUCUGCUGCUUUAAGGAUGAGUCAACUUGGCAAAUACAGCGACAAAGUACUCAUUGGUAACUGGGCGGAGGAGAGAUUACAUUUCACUAGGGAUUGCAAGACAGCGAACAGCAGCUACAGGGUGGACUACACGCCCCACAGGUCACACAGGCCCAAUGUUGUCAUGUGCAAAAGGCCUCUUCGCAGCUCAGAGGGUCUUCCCUUAAGGCAGUUAUUUUCUCAUCAUGACGUCCCCUCCUCCCACUGUCUGGUGACACUCUAUGAUGAUUCGUACGGGCGGCAGGCCUCCUCUCUGCCCGCACUGCACUCCUGGAACUCUUUCAAACUGACUGGGGUCCCAGAGAGGUCAGAUCACCCAAUCCAAGGCCCUCCUACUAAUUUCGGCUUGGCAGAAUCCUUGUGGGCUCGUAUGGAACAACAGCGGGCAGUUGUGCCCACACUUAGUGAGUAUAGGGCUUCAUACCCUCUGCACCCCAUCAGUGCCUUCUGUUAUUCUCGUCACGUCAGCAUGCCCAAGCGCUUCUCCAGCAGUCAGCACCCUGCCAAGCACAGCAACGAGAACCUGGCACUGAAACACAGACCCUGCAGGCAGGUCUCCACUAAUCCAGCUAGCUUGCUGUGACCCCUGCCCCUUGUUUCAACACCUUCAGCCCUCCAGUACCACACAUACUGGCCUCAGCCUGGGGAGAGGGCUUGGCAUACCUUGUUUUACUGAUCAAUAGCACAUAAAACAAAAGGAACAGGAGCAGUCCACUGUGUUUGCAGAAAGUCAAAUAAAAUAUAUACACUGCAAUGUUGUC